UACAACCACAUUAGUCCUCCACAUACUAUAUAACAUGUGCAAACAUGGCCUAGUGAUUAAGUGGGAGGAAAAAGACAUAGGCACAGUACCAAUGUCUAAUAUUUGGGUUCCUUUAUUUUUCCUCUUCCUCAUGCACCUAUUUGGUUAUAUUAUUCCCAUAAAUUCCCUUCGAAAUUCAGCAAUACCACCACCAUUACCACUCCUCCCACUCCCAUCAUACUCCCAGUUGAAAUGGCAACAAAGAGAGAUCAUCAUGUUCUUCCACUUUGGUGUCAACACCUUCACCGACUCCGAGUGGGGUUCCGGCCACGAAUCCCCGGCCAUUUUCAACCCGACUCACCUGAACCCUGACCAAUGGUUCAGGGUUGCAGCUGAGGCAGGCAUAUCAUUGGCUAUUUUAACAGCUAAGCACCAUGAUGGAUUCUGUUUAUGGCCUUCUAAGUACACUGACCAUUCUGUUGCCAAGAGCCCUUGGAAAGAGGGUCAUGGGGAUGUUGUUCAGGAGUUUGUUACAGCAGCUAAGGCUCAUGGGAUUGAUGCGGGGCUGUAUCUUUCUCCUUGGGAUAGACAUGACAAGAGAUAUGGCAAUGAAAAGCUAUAUAAUGAGUACUACCUUGCUCAAUUACAAGAGCUAUUAACCAGAUAUGGAGAUAUCAGAGAGAUUUGGUUCGACGGGGCCAAAGGUUCCAACGCACCAAACAUGUCCUACUAUUUUUGGGAUUGGUUUGCCAUGGUUAAGGAGCUUCAGAGUUCAAUCAACAUAUUUUCUGAUGCUGGUCCAGACAUUAGAUGGAUAGGAAACGAAAAAGGAUUUGCUGGGAAAACUUGCUGGUCUACCAUAAACAGAACAUCAUUGUCAAUUGGCAAUGCAAGCAUUGUUGAAUAUCUGAACAAAGGAGAUCCUAAAGGAACAGACUGGUUAGCACCAGAAUGUGAUGUUUCAAUUCGACCAGGGUGGUUUUGGCAUAAAUCUGAAAAACCAAAGAAGCUAAGUAAACUCCUAGAAAUAUAUUACAAAUCUGUAGGAAGAAACUGUGUGUUACUACUAAAUGUGCCACCAAACUCCAGCGGUCUCAUCUCCGAAAUUGACAUCAAACGGUUGACGCAGUUUCGGGGUGCAAUCAACACGAUAUUCUCCCACAAUUUAGCGAAAAAGUGUUUACUAGAAGCAAGUAGCCAAAGGGGAGGAAAGGGAAGUAAUUUUGGACCAGAAAACGUGCUCGAUGAGGACCACUUAUGGACUUAUUGGGCUCCCAGUGAAGAUGAUCAGAAAGACACAUGGAUUGAGAUAAGAGUGGAAAAUCAAGGGAUAAGAUUCAAUGUGAUCAUGAUCCAAGAGGCAAUUGGGCUUGGUCAGAGGAUCCAACGACAUGAGAUCUAUGUUGAUGGGAAGAGGGUCAUAAGAGGCACAACUGUAGGGUAUAAGAGGCUUCAUUGGUUAGGAGUUAGGGGAAUACAUGCCAAGAAGGUGACGAUCAGGGUAGUGAAGUCACGAGAUUUGCCUUUGAUAUCUUCUGUUGGGUUGUUUUUUGACCCUUAUGGGAAUCCCAGUGAGAGCUAAUGAAAACAAACAUUAUGUGAUUCUUCUUGUAUUUAGGUAAAUAAUGACAUCAGAAAGCAAUGAAAUGUGUUAAAGAAGUCCACAUAUAAAGUGGAAGCACCUUGCUUUCCUCAUUA
Messenger RNA from Beta vulgaris subsp. vulgaris (sugar beet), 1677 nucleotides. RefSeq names its product alpha-L-fucosidase 1. The record is from RefSeq and is a predicted model, not a curated record. Gene Ontology annotation, molecular function: alpha-L-fucosidase activity. Lineage: Eukaryota; Viridiplantae; Streptophyta; Magnoliopsida; Caryophyllales; Amaranthaceae. The transcript is spliced from 3 exons. Gene Ontology annotation, biological process: fucose metabolic process; glycoside catabolic process. The coding region runs from base 35 to 1561 and encodes 508 amino acids. Gene Ontology annotation, cellular component: lysosome.